Pseudonaja textilis is the source of this 2119-nucleotide messenger RNA. NCBI's taxonomy places the organism in Eukaryota, Metazoa, Chordata, Lepidosauria, Squamata, Elapidae. The record is from RefSeq and is a predicted model, not a curated record.
ACCCAUACUGGAGAAAAGUCCUAUCAAUGCUCACAGUGUGACAAACAGUUUAGUAAGCAUGCCAACCUGGUGAAACACAAGAGGACACACACAGGAGAGAAACCAUAUGAGUGUCCCGAUUGUGGGAAAAAUUUCCGUCACAACUCUAACCUGGUGAUACACCAGAGGACUCACACUGGGGAGAAACCAUAUGAGUGUCCAGACUGUGGGAAAAGUUUCAGUCGGAACUCUAACCUGGUGAUACACCAGAGGACUCACACUGGGGAGAAACCGUAUGAGUGUUCAGAUUGUGGGAAAAGUUUUAAUAAUAAUUCUAACCUUGUGAAACAUCAGAGGACUCAUACAGGAGAGAAACCAUAUGUGUGUUCAGUUUGUGGCAAAUGUUUCAGUCAGAACUCUUACCUGGUGAUACACCAGAGAAGUCACACAGGAGAGAAACCAUAUGAGUGUUUGGAUUGUGGAAAAAGUUUUAAUAACAAUUCUAACCUUUUGAAACACCAGAGGACUCACACAGGAGAGAAACCAUAUGAGUGUCCAGAUUGUGGCAAAAGUUUCCAGCAGAAUUCUAACCUUGUAAAACACCAGAGGAUUCACACAGGAGAGAAACCAUAUGAGUGUUCAGAUUGUGGGAAAUGUUUCAGUCAAAACUAUUACCUGGUGAUACACCAGAGGACUCACACAGGGGAGAAACCAUAUGAGUGUUCUGAUUGUGGGAAAAGUUUCAAUCAUAAUUGUAACCUUGUGCAACACCAAAAUACUCACACAGGAGAGAAACCAUAUGAAUGCCCAGUUUGUGGGAAAAGUUUCAAUAAUAAUUCUAGCCUUGUGAAACACCAGAGGACGCAUACAGGAGAGAAACCAUUUGAGUGUCUAUACUGUGGAAAAAGUUUCCAGCAGAAUUCCAAUCUGAUCAUACACCAGAGGACUCACACCGGAGAGAAACCAUAUGAGUGUCCACAAUGUGGGAAAGCUUUCAGUUGGAAUUCUGACCUGGUGAUACACCAGAGGAUUCACACCGGGGAGAAACCAUAUGAGUGUCCAGAUUGUGGGAAAAGUUUCAAUAAUAAUUCUAACCUUGUGAAACACCAGAGAACUCAUACAGGAAAGAAACCAUAUGAAUGUUCAGUUUGUGGGAGAAGUUUCAAUCAUAAUUGUAACCUUGUGCAACACCAAAGAACUCACACAGGAGAGAAACCAUAUGAGUGUCUAUACUGUGGGAAAAGUUUCAGUCAGAAUUCUUCCCUGGUGAUCCACCAUAGGAUACACACGGGGGAGAAACCAUAUGAGUGUCUGGAUUGUGGGAAAAGUUUCAGUCAGAAUUCCAAACUCGUCAUACACCAGAGGACUCACACAAAACAGAAGCUGUAUGAGUGUCCAGACUGUGGAAAAUGUUUUAGUCGUAAUUCUGCCCUAGUGAUGCACAUGAGGACUCACACAGGAGAGAAACCCUAUGAGUGUCCAAAUUGUGGGAAAGUUUUUAGUUGCAAUUCUGAUCUGGUGAGACACCAGAGGAUUCACAUAGGAUGAGUGCUUAGAUUGUGGGAAAAGUUUUAGUUGGAAUUCCAACCUGGUGGAAUAAUAGGGAACUGACACAGAAGAGGAGCCCUUUGAAUGUCCCAAUUGUCAGAAAGCUUUCACAAAUAGGUCUAAUCUAAUAAAUCAUGUCAGUUUACACACAGAUCAGAAGCCAUUUAGAUGCCCAAACUGUGGUCAGUGUUUCAAUGACUACUAUUGUUAAAGAGAAGAGGACUCAUACAGGAGAAAGGCCAUCAGUUUUCUGGUUGGAAGGAAAGCUUGAUGGGAUCAAAGAUAACUUUCAAGAGUUCACAAGGAUAUACAAUGCUUGUUUUCAGCUUCCUAGAUUAUUUUCAGCCAGUUAGCUACAUUUAUUUAGACACUAGAGACUCAACCAGAAGAAAUUCUCAGACACAAGAGGAUUUGCUUUUAAAAAUCAGUGAAUCAGUAAAUGAGAAUUAGGAUUUCAACAAGAAUUUUCUGAAACUAUAGUAAGAAACUAAAUAUAACUCUGUAUAAUAAGAAUAUUCCUAGGGCAUAAAAACCAUUCUUAUUGUAUCUGAUUUGACUUAUUACAGAAAGAUAGGAGUCCAUGGGGGCAUUG